CCCCGGCCGCCGCCCCCUCUGCCCUCGGCGGCGAGCUGCGCGCCACGACCCCGGCUGAAGGUGCGAGGGGUUCGGGCGGGCGCGCACCAUCCCCGUGGGCGGCGCGGAGCCGGCGACAGCGCGCGAUCGGGACCGGGCGGCGGCAGCGGCGGUGGCGGCGGCGGGACCGGGAUGGAAGGGAGCGCGGUGACUGUCCUUGAGCGCGGAGGGGCGAGCUCGCCGCCGGAGCGCCGAAACAAGCGGAGGCGCAGGAGCGGCGGCGGCGGCGCCCGAGCACCCGAGGGGGUCCGAGUCCCGGCAGCCAGCCAGCCCCGCGCCACAAAGGGAGCGGCCCCACCGCCCGGCACGCCGCCUCCCUCCCCAAUGUCCUCGGCCAUCGAAAGGAAAAGCCUGGACCCGUCUGAGGAACCCGUGGAUGAGGUGCUGCAGAUCCCCCCAUCCCUGCUGACAUGUGGAGGCUGCCAGCAGAACAUUGGGGACCGAUAUUUCCUGAAGGCCAUCGACCAGUACUGGCAUGAGGACUGUCUCAGCUGUGACCUCUGUGGGUGCCGGCUGGGUGAGGUGGGCCGGCGCCUCUACUACAAGCUAGGCCGGAAGCUGUGCCGGAGAGACUAUCUCAGGCUUUUUGGCCAAGAUGGUCUCUGCGCAUCCUGUGACAAGCGGAUCCGUGCCUAUGAGAUGACGAUGCGGGUGAAAGACAAAGUGUAUCACUUGGAAUGUUUCAAGUGUGCCGCCUGUCAGAAGCAUUUCUGUGUGGGUGACAGGUACCUCCUCAUCAACUCUGACAUAGUGUGCGAACAAGACAUCUACGAGUGGACUAAGAUCAAUGGGAUGAUCUAGGCCAGUGAGCACCUGGACACGCUUCCGGUGUUCACUGAAGACACCGUCUCCGUCGGGUCUUCACUCGUAGGCACUUUGGGAGUUUGAGGGAGGGGUGAAGCUCUUUUUAGGGGAUAGUAGACCCAUAUUGGACACUAAGACAUAGCAUUCAAGUGAACUAAUGCGAGGGCCAAGACUUCAAGGGGAUAAAAUGACCAGAACAUAGGGAGAAUUUAUGGUCACAGACUAUUCUCAGUAACUGACACCAUUAGCAGAAGAAAGGACCAUUUAGGGGCAAGCACUCGUUGUGCUUUUAUGAUGGAAUUUCACCUCUCCAGAUAGGGAGUUGUAUAAAGACUUGUUAAGAGCUUUGACACUUGCCAACUAGAGAUGUGCAAUUGAUUUCUUUUCUUCCUGGCUUCUGUACCAACCCUGUUACACUUGCUGUACUCCAUACAAGGGCAGGACAGAGAGGAGAAUAGUCGCUCUUUUUAUCUUGGCCACCUUCCCAAGGCCAUAAGCUUUGGACCCUCGGAAAACUGCAUGGAGACACAUUUCACUUGAGAAUGGAAACCACAACUUUGAACCAAACAGUUAUUUAAAGCAAUGCUGAUGAAUCACUGUUUUUAGACACCUUCAUUUUGAGGUGAGGCAUUCCACAGAGUGUUUCUAUACAAAUAUAAAUCUUAAAAAAAAAAGUCGUUCAACUAUUUUAUUAUCUUAGAGUAUAUCAAAAGAUUUGUGGUGUGUAGUAAAAAGAAAUGACUCUGCAGACUUAAUAAAAAUGACAGACUGA
Molecule: messenger RNA, 1615 nt
Organism: Otolemur garnettii (small-eared galago)
Lineage: Eukaryota; Metazoa; Chordata; Mammalia; Primates; Galagidae
Gene: LMO2
Product: LIM domain only 2
Exons: 4
Coding region: 172-840 (222 amino acids)
Biological process (GO): positive regulation of transcription by RNA polymerase II
Cellular component (GO): nucleus
Molecular function (GO): transcription coactivator activity; DNA-binding transcription factor binding
Source: RefSeq, a predicted model, not a curated record